Magallana angulata is the source of this 4057-nucleotide messenger RNA. RefSeq lists its product as uncharacterized. Gene Ontology annotation, molecular function: ubiquitin-protein transferase activity. The record is from RefSeq and is a predicted model, not a curated record. Lineage: Eukaryota; Metazoa; Mollusca; Bivalvia; Ostreida; Ostreidae. The transcript has 12 exons. The coding region runs from base 166 to 2535 and encodes 789 amino acids.
CGAUAUGGGCCGGACAAAAAGUAACCAUGAGUUGUGUUUGAUUUGCCGGCAAUUCUUGAAAUGCCGGCAAAAAGUAACCACGAGUUGUGUUUGAUUUGCCGGCAUUUCCAGAAAUGCCGGCAAAUAGUAACCACGAGUUGUGUUUGAUUUGCCGGCAAUUCUUAGAUGCCGGCAAAUCUUAAAUGUGGGCAAAUCUUACUUAUUGUUCAAUUAAAAUACCUUAUUAUAUUGAGGUCACAAAAGUCAAGUUAUCUUAAUUGGUCGAAAGGGUUGAAAAAAACCAGAGUACUGAUGAGAAGAAGAAAGGGGGGAAUUGGCAAAUGCGCGCCGACAUUGUUGAGGGCCCUCCGAUACCAAGGCAUUGACUUUUCAUGCACACAGAAAAUGGCUAACAUGACUCAUCAUAUUUUAAUCAAAGAUUAUGAAAAACCAGACAUUGAACUUCUUUUUCCUUUGUCAAAUGAAGAUGAGGAGCAAUUUACUCUUGUCGAUUUGCAGAGUGCUUUCCCAAAGGCAACAUCUUUGCGGUAUAAAGAUGCUAGUGACCUUCAAUUACACCAUGUUCUUUGUCGAGAAGGUACUUUUUGUGUGCCGGAAGGAGGAUGGAUCAAAGAUGGGAGGGAAUAUUUUGCUGUAAACCUUGAGGAAAAUCCGUCCAGUCAUUCAAGAGUUGAAAGAUUCAACGAAUAUAGACAAGCUGUUGCAAGAAAUAGAGGACAUUUUUCCAACACAAGAAGGCUUCAUUUUUCAAGAUCGCUGUCUAGACGUGAUGAUGGACGUCGCAAUAUGAAGGUUUAUCUCAACGUUGGUAUUGGUACUUUUUCUCGAGGAAAGUUUUGUAAAACUGCCGUUAAUAAUUCUCGACCUGGUGGACUAGUUUCCGUGGGUCCAUUUCAUAUCGAGGAAUCCACGACUGAUGACAUAAAAGAAGCAGCCUUUACAAAAUUCAAAAUUCAAAAUGUAAACUUUCGAAAACUGUAUAAGAAAUCUAGCGAUUUCGUACUUGUAUAUCCAGAUGGAAGGCUUGCUACGACUCUUCCGGAUAGUUCUGAGAAAUUCAGCAUUGAUGGGUACAGGAACUUCCUUGAUCCCAAAAUGAAAUACGAUCGCUUAAGAUUGUAUCUAUGCACUAGAGACGAUUAUCAACAAAACACAUCAGAAAUAGAAAUCCUGACGUCUGCAUCAAGUGAUGACAGCCUCCCUGAUAUAGAUCUGGGAUCUACUAGUUCCAGCAGUAUCACGACCAAAGACGAGUCAAACAUGUCAAAAGGGAUUGAAGUCAGAUUUGAAUGGAACGUUCACAUAAUCAGACACUUCUUUCCGUUUGAAUCUCGUGUCCAGAACUUGAUUGAUUAUCUACAUGAAUCACCACUUAGGGAGGGGAACAAAAUGCUGACCCUCAUAAACGCCGACAAAUUCCUUAACCCUGAUGACAGACUUCAACCUCUGUUAUCAGGGAACAGCAACAUCAUUGAAAUCGCCGUGGAGGAACUGGAAAUAGGAGGCAAUUCGAACGACAACAAUGACGAACAAUUGGAACUGACAAUAGAUGGAGACAUUGAAUCCAAAAAAUCAGAUGAGAAUGCAGAUAAAUUGGUUAAAAUGGCCUUGGGAAAAUUGGGUGAUACAACGGAACCUGUGGCGGUACUUAAUCAAUUCACAAGAGUGUUUCUUGCUGGACGUCCUUUAGACGUCCAGCGAGAAGAUGAGACGAUAGAGGGGGACACCUCCCCAAUAUAUGUGUCUAGGGAGUCUUGUCUCCGAGAUUCGAUUGAGGAGUUAUGCCACCAAAAUAAUUUGAGGUUCCCAUUGGAGGUAACCUUCCUUGGAGAACUGGCCCAGGAUCUCGGAGGUCCAAGGCGAGAGUUCUUUGAAAAGGCCUUAAUAGAGAUGAAAGAAGAGCUCUUCUAUACCACCCCGAAUUCAGAGAUUCGUUUGGUAGAAAACAUUGAGUUCCUGGCGACCAAAAUGUAUUUCUAUUCUGGAUUGCUAAUUGGACUCAGUGUUUUGGAGGGAGGUCCCUGUCCUGAGUUUCUAGACCAGGCACUGAACCACUCAGAAAACUCUGAAUAUUGGGAUCAAUUUCGCAGGGGACUUAACAGAGUGGGUCUUUUAACUCUGCUGGAAAAAAAACCGUCACUGAAGUUUAUCUUCAGACCUUCGCCGUCCAAAACGGUCACAGUGAACAAGCUGCUAAAUUUAUUGACCUGCAAGUUUUCUGUUGUUGGAUCAAAUCUUCGUAGAGAGGAGGAGAAAACCUACAAGAAAUUUGUAAAGUACUGCCGUGAGGUGUUUGCGGGCAGAAGACCCCCAAUCAACCUAGGGAAUAUUCUCUCCUUUUGUACGGGUAGCUCCACGGAGCCCAUACUGGGAUUCACAAUCCCACCUUCUAUGGAGUUUACAACAGCGGAUUUUGCUACCGCGUCAACUUGCAUUAACAAGCUUAACCUUCCUUUAAUCGGAAAUAAAGAGGAAGAAGACUAUUUCAGCAAUUUUGACUUGGCAUUUGCCAACUCAUUCUUUGGGUUGGAGUAAUAGUAUAGUUACUGAAAUAGUUUUCUUCCUCUAUAAGACCAACUUUUAUUUGGUUUGUUAGGUUUUUUUUUUUGUUUUUUUGGGGGGGUUUUAUUACGGGAAUUUUUUUUCAAAAAGUUUUUUUAGAAAACAUUUCAAUUUUAUCAAAUCUACUGUAAUUGCUAAUGACAAAUUACAAACAAAAACAUUGAUGCCUGGGUUGAUAUGUUUUGAUAGAUUUUCAUCGUAAAUUGUUUCAUAAACAAAUUUCUAAAAUCUUAGGAAAUUGUAGAUCUUCUGUGAUGUUUGAAAUUUAGCGUUUCUACAAUUUUCUAUAUUAAUUUAUAUAUCAAUUUAACACUUUUUUCGGUAUUUUUGUGAAAUUUUGAAUGAAAAUUUGAAUUUUUUUGCCUUUAACAUAAUUCAUUUUAUUAAUAUAGGCAUGAAAUAAGUUGUCAAUCUCAUGAUUUGUUUAAAAAAAAGUUUGAUUCAUCUGUCCUUAAAAGCAUGUAUGGGUUGACUAUUGUCAAAUACACCGAGACUGAUUGUUCUUAUUCAAUUGUAGACUCUUCUUUAACACAGAGCAAGGAAGUGUGACAAAAAUUUAUUGUUCUGAUAGCACUUGAUCAAAAAUAUGAUUUUUGUAGAUUGAAUAUUAACUAAUUUCAACAUUUUUUGAAAGUUAGUAAAAUAAUUAAUAAAGGUGGUAUUACACUUAAAUGACCUUUAACCCCUUUGCUCUCUAUUUCUUUGCUUAUUAAAAGGAUGUACAUUUGCUUCUUUAUUGCGCUAGGUGCUUUUUGUUUUGUAACACGAUUCUUAUACUUAGUCGGUCAGACUCUGUAAAAUGUAUAUACACGUUGAACUGUACUGUGAAUGCGGGUUUUUUUGCAUUAGAGUUUAUGGCAUCGCUCUUUGUUUAAGGUGGUACAUAGGUGACACCGGACGAUAUUUAUGUGGAUAAAAGUACAUACUUAUCAAAAUACAUUCAUUGCUUUUAAAAUAUCAAAAUUUGCAUUAUUUGGCGAUAAAAUACACAGUUUAACUGUUUAGAAAUGUGAAUAUUACUAAAGUUUCCAGCAGGAUUAGAACUCCCGACAUACAUUUCCGUAGCUAACGCUCUAUCUAAUUGUGCUACGCUGUAAGAGAGAAAUAUACUAGUAUUGCAACGAAAAUAUUUAAAAUUAAUCACAAUUUUAUUGUUUAUUUCGUUUGAAAGUACGUCACAAUAUGGGAGUAUUAAAUACCACCUUAAGCGGAGUAUUCUACUUGAUGACAGCAAUUUCUAUGUGAUGCAGAGUAUAACUUUUAGUGAUAAACAUAAUUAUGUACUUGUUCAUGUAUAUUUUUACAGUGUAUUUUUGUAUCUAUAAUAGUUAAAAACAUCUCCAACAUUAGAUUUUAAGUACUUUAUUAAGUAAAUCUCAUUUGAUAUACACCUCCUAUACCUUAUAUGCAUAAGCAUUGGCACUUUGGUACCUUAAGAAUGUGAGUUACUGUACUGACAUAAACCAACAAAUGUACAUGGUUUUCCUACGCAUAU